Molecule: messenger RNA, 2224 nt
Organism: Ceratosolen solmsi marchali
Lineage: Eukaryota; Metazoa; Arthropoda; Insecta; Hymenoptera; Agaonidae
Gene: ecd
Product: ecdysoneless cell cycle regulator
Exons: 6
Coding region: 185-2050 (621 amino acids)
Cellular component (GO): nucleus
Source: RefSeq, a predicted model, not a curated record
GCGGCGCAAUAUUACCAAACAGUGUAGAAAGACAAAUUAGGUUAUAUUUUUCAUUAGACUAUUCGUUCGUUCUAUCAUCACCGUCAAACAAACAAUGACCGAUAAUCUCCGAACUCUCUAAUUAGUAAACACAUAUUAACGUUGCGCAGUAAGUGUCGACGAUUAAAAAUUCAACACCACUAAUAUGACAAGUGCAGUGAUGCACCCGAAGAGACCACGGGAGGAUGAUACCCUCGAGUGUUUUUUGUAUCCGCGAUUCUGUUACUGCCUUAACACGGAUCAAAUCACCGAAGAAAUGCUUAACUCAGAAAUUCAGAUGUUCAAACAAGACAUCGAGCUUUACGUUAAAGAUUAUUUAUGGCACAGAGAUCCCCUUGUCUUUGACGUUAGAACCAAACAGACAUUGCAGUUCGAUUGUAUUAUUGAGAAUUCCUUAAGGCCAACGGAUUUGGAGCUACUGCCGCACAUACAUGUUAAUUUGCGAUUUGACGAGGAUAUAGGAGACGAAUGGUUUGUUGUUUUCUUAAUUAUGAAUCUCACUAAAAAGUACGAAGGCCUUAUUGCAAGAAUGAUAGACUCUGAUGGGGAGUUCCUCUUGAUCGAAGCAGCAGAAGAAAUUCCAAGUUGGGCUACUCCGGAAGCUUGUCAGAAUCGUGUUUUCAUGAUGAAUGGCGCUGUGCACGCAGUUCAAGAUAAACAAAAAAUUUGUAUAAAUAUUUUAAAUAGCGUUCAUCAAAAUCCUCAUAUGUUUAGGCUCUCUGACAAGGUUCAAGCAGUUAUUCAAAAGAAAAUUAGUAUUUAUCCGGAGGAGAUUGUGAAUAGAAAACACAAAGCAAGGGCCUAUUUACCAGAAAAGGCUGCAUACAUUUUACGUAAAGAACCCAAGCUCGUAGCAUCCGCUAUUAGAACGAUUUGCCACUCGGAUCCUCUUGAAAGAAAAGUAUGUCGCGGUAUGCGUUAUUUUCCUCCAGAGCAACGUAUUAUGGAAAACGUGAAAAUGACUAAAUGUUUAUAUGCCAUGGCUUCACAUUGUAGGUACACUGGUGACCUUAGAACAGGUUGGAACUUACCUCCCGCUAAUAGCCCCAAAUACAACGCCUACUUGCUUGGCAUCAAGAUAGCUUGUGGCCUGGAGAUGCUUUUGGAGCGAGCGCACGAGGAGCUGCGCAAGUGCGAAAAGCAGCUCGCUGACAACAAAUCACCGGUACUCGAUGACGAGGCUUGGUCGAACUUCCUCAAGCGGCUCGAAUCAAGUGGCUACUUCCGAGAGUUGUUGGAGGGCAGUCGGGAGAGGCAGUCACUCCUGGAGAAGGCAAAGUCUUAUUAUAGGUUGCACAUGAGCUGCAAUGGAGCGAGCGAGAGACUCGAGAGUCGCGAGACGCAGCGACUCCUUAAGGUCUACAAAGAUAUUCAGAGCAACGAUAUGGAAAUGGAAUCUACGGAAGUGUGCACCCUCAGUCCCGAAGAUAACGAUAAUUGGUUGAACGUCGAUCCUAUACAAUUGGAAACGAUGUUAAAUCAACAAUUUGGAAUGCAUAAAAAGAAAAUACAGCAGCCUUUAAAUCUUCAGGAUAAGGUGCAAGCUUUCAUUAAUCAAAGAAGCGGAGUCGAGGGUGUUCGGUUUUACGUGGACAAUGAUACGGAUAUAAAACCACCUCCCGACAUGGAAGAUAAUAAUCGGAUAGAUUUCGACCCAGACGUUUUUGAUUCGGCGCUUCGAGACAUAUUGGACUUCGUUGUCCCUGGCGAGGAUGGUGAAUUUGUUGGGAGUUCGGACAGUGAACUCGGAGGUGAUGGCGACGAUUUGGGUGGCGAAAUGGAUAAAUACAUGCAAUUGCUUGACUCGCAGCUCCAGGAACAGAUGAUUGAUAGCUCCACAAGCAAUAGUAUGUCGAAUCGUGACACGAUGGAGGCAAAUCUGCUGGGAAGCAUUAAGGAAGAAGCUGGGGGAACCGGACCCCUGAGUAAUAUAUUAGGUGGUCCCGUUGAAAAGCUCAAGCAUCUGCAAUUGAACUCAACCGACAAUGAAGCAAAAGACGUAAAUGAUUAAAAAAAAUAUCUGAUCUUCUGGUUCGAAAGUUCGACAUAUUCCAUUUUAUAGGAGUAAAUCGGGGGUAUUGAUGCGUAAUUAGUCCCUUUUUACUUCCGUUGCUAAACACUUGACAUUUUGCUUCCUUCAUAUAUUCAUUUUAAUGUAAUGUAAGUCUUUAUAGGAUUUAUUAUU